AUGCCUCCUCUUCGCAAACCAGAUCGUAGGAGUACGCAACAGAAAGGAGAGUCACAGCCCAUGACCGAGAUCAGAAUGUCGGCCAACUCAACGGACACCACCUUGGUCAACAACCAUCCAGACAAGGAGUCUGGCUUUGAGCAGGCUCCCUCGGUCCACCCUGUCUAUGGUUCCUACCGAGAGUCAUCUCCUCUUCAACCACCCACACCCGUGAGACGGCCAGGGUAUCCAGACGACCACAGUCGAACCCUCUCCGACCUCAUGACCGAGAGCAUACAAAACAGUCCCAUGGAAACCCCGGGUUCAGGAUCCUUCCCUCUUUUUGCUCCCAGAGCGACCUCUUCAUAUUCCGAGGCCGGAACCAGAAGCUCUUCACCCUAUCCAUCUCCAUAUCCCGCGUCCACUCCCUUUCGCAGUCAAGAAACUCUACGACCACUCGUCCCCGAUUCUGCUCCCACAUAUCUCCACCGGGAUUGGGUCAAAGAGGGUUCAAUCGCUCAACUCCACCACCGAGAUGACAAGGAUCUGUUGGCUGGUCGCAGGAGGUGGCUGUAUACCUAUUUUGCGCCCUUGCUGGGUUUGGCCACCCUCGCACUGUACUGGCUGUACUUUGGCAUGCGUAUCACUUUCGUCUUGUCCGCUCAGGCAAAAUUCGGCGCUCCUUUCCCUCUGGCCUGGAUCUUUAUUGCCAUCGAAAUCAGCGUGGCGGUCCCCAUCUUUCUACAGACUUUUUGGUCGUUGUUCAUCAUGAAGAAGCGCAGAAGGCCAAAGUUGCGGCUGCUCGGAAACGAUGUCCCCACCGUCGACGUCUUCAUCACCUGCUGUGGUGAAGAUUUCGAUGUCAUCAUGGACACCGUUCGAGCUUCGUGCGAUUUGGACUACCCAAUGGAUCGAUUCCGAGUGUUGCUGCUCGAUGACGGAAAAUCCGACGCUCUCAAGAAUGCCAUCGAGGAUAUGCGGGAGACCUUCCCAAACGUCUUUUAUAAGCGUCGACCGAAAUUCCCGGGAGUACCCCAUCACUUCAAGGCCGGCAACCUGAAUUACGGCCUGGACGAUGUCCACAACAUGCCAGGGGGUGCCGGCGAAUACAUGGCGGCUCUCGAUGCUGACAUGAUUCCUGAACAACAGUGGCUCCGUGCCGUGCUUCCCCAUCUGUUGGUGGACGACAAGAUGGCUCUCGCCUGCCCACCUCAACUGUUUUACAACGUGCCCAAGGACGACCCGCUCUGCCAGAGUUUGGACUUCUUCGUCAGUGUUUCCGAGACCGUCAAAGAUGCCAUGGGUGUGGCCUGGUGCACGGGUUCGGGCUAUGUGGUUCGACGAGUCGCCCUGGAUCAGAUUGGCAACUUUCCCUGUGGAUCCUUGGCCGAAGAUGUCGCGACAUCCACCUUGUUACUCGGUAAAGGAUGGAAGACCGCCUACGUUCAUGAGAAGCUACAAUUCGGGACCGUUCCCGAAGACUAUGGUAGCCAUCUGAAGCAACGUACUCGAUGGGCCAUUGGAACCGUCGAUACGGCCUUCAAGCUCAAAUUUUGUCUCUGGGGUCAAGCCGUCAAGCACAUGAGAUUCGCCGCUCGAGUUUCCAGCUUCAUCUACGCCUUUCUCAGUCUUUUCAACAUUUUCCUUACCCUGUCCAUCUUCGCCAUGCCCAUCGUCCUCAUCUCGAACAAACCGCUCGUGGCCUACGCCAAUGAAAACCAGCUACGAUGGCUGAUUCGGGCCUGCUUUGCGACCAUGGUCUGCAAUCGCCUGUGCGAGUUUGUCCUCUAUAUCCCAUCCGGCUACGCUACCGGACAACGAGGGAGUCGGUCUCAACUGUGGAUGAGUCCAUACGUGGCCUUGUGCAUCAUUCGCUCCUUCCUCCUCCCCAAGUGGCUCGGUGGUCAGACCCAAGCCUUCAAGCCCACGGGAUCUCUCGAAUCGGCCCUCAAUGAACGAUUCCCGAAAAUCCGGGCGCCCAUGUACCGACGAGUCUGGACGAUUUGCGUCAAUUACAUGGCUGGAUUUCAUGUCGCCUACGUCUAUUUUGUCCUCGUCGCCGUGUGCCUCUCCUCUUACCGAGCCGUGGUGACGCAGUAUACGGUACGGGCGAAAUUGGUCGGCUUGUUGACCCAUGCUUUUUGGCCACCACUGUCAUGGGUGAUCGUCUGUUCAUCCUUCUGGAUUCCAUUCACAUAUGCGGUGGAUCCACCCGACAUGCCUGAUCGUGAGGAGCUCCUCGUGAGAGAUCCCAAGACCGGUGUGGCACAUCCUACGGAAAAGGCCAAGAAAAUCGGUCGGGCGCCACAGACCUGGCUCUUUGAGAUUGAGUACUCCUUCACGACGAUUUUCACCACGGCGGUUUUCGUGGCGGCAUUCUUUUAUUAA
Molecule: messenger RNA, 2367 nt
Organism: Exophiala bonariae
Lineage: Eukaryota; Fungi; Ascomycota; Eurotiomycetes; Chaetothyriales; Herpotrichiellaceae
Exons: 3
Coding region: 1-2367 (788 amino acids)
Source: RefSeq, a predicted model, not a curated record